ACUCUCUCCUCCUCUUAGCUUGACUGGUGUCUUUUCUGCGCUCGCUUCUUUUGCUACGAUUUUCUGCUAUUUAAGAAUUUCCUCCGUGCUCCCCUGCGGUCUUUUCUUACCCAUUGCUCGUCUUCAUCCGGGCUGCCAUUCCAACUGCUUUUCUCUCCGUCAUUAACCCCAAUUCCUCUAGAUACCUUAUCGUCCUCCGCCUGCUACUUCCCAUUUUCGGCGCCAACAGGAGCAGUACAUGCAUCUGCGACCCGUACCCGUGAUUUCCUUUUCUCAAUCUCUCCAUUCGUUUCGCCUGCGGUUCGUCCGCUCCAUAAAAUGGCGGAGUACAAUACAACCCAGGCCGCGGCUCGUAGGCCCUCCUUCGCCUCCGACCAGCUCGAUCCCGCCAAUGACAAGGUGAAAUUGGACCUGGAGACGCAGCAGUCCGAAGGCAUGGAUUCCGGAUCCGAGGGAGACGUCGGAAGACAAAUUGAAUUGGAGGCCGGGAACUCGAUCAAGUAUCGCACUUGCAGUUGGCAAAAGACGGCCGCGCUGCUUUUCUCGGAGUAUAUCUGUCUUGCGAUCAUGUCGUUUCCCUGGUCCUAUUCCAUUCUCGGCCUCGUUCCGGGCUUGAUCUUAACCGUGUUUAUCGCGUCAGUUGUGUUGUACACGUCGCUAAUUAUCUGGAGAUUUUGCUUGCGUCAUCCAAAUGUCCGCGACGUGUGUGACAUUGGCCAGGUCCUGUUCUGGAAUUCGAAAAUUGUGUGGUAUCUGACUGCCAUUAUGUUCUUGCUGAACAAUACUUUCAUUCAGGGCUUGCAUUGUCUGGUCGGCGCCGAGUACUUAAACACCGUCACCGGUCACCCCACGUGCUCAAUUGUCUUCGCCUUGGUGACUGCCAUUAUUUCUCUUAUUUUCUCGCUCCCGCGUACAUUCAGUACCCUGUCAAAGGUGGCAACAUUCUCGGCUCUGACCACCUUCAUCUCGGUUCUGCUGGCCAUGAUCUUUGCGGGAAUUGAGGAUCACCCGGCUGGUUACAGCCCCGCGCUCGGCAACCCCAUAGUAACGGCCAUUCCUGUCAAGGGAACGACCUUCGUUUCUGGCGUGAACGCUUUCCUGAACAUCAGCUAUACGUUCAUUGGUCAGAUCACUCUACCCAGUUUCAUCGCCGAAAUGAAGGAACCCAGAGAUUUUUGGAAAUCAGUCACCGCGGUCACGAUCGCCGAGAUCAUUGUUUUCAGCUUGGCAGGAUCCAUCGUUUAUGUUUACACCGGCAACCAGUACAUGACUGCGCCGGCAUUCGGCUCGCUGGGCGACGAUAUCUACAAGAAGGUGUCUUUCUCGUUUAUGGUUCCGACCUUGAUCUUCCUCGGAGUGCUGUAUGCCUCUGUGUCUGCCCGCUUCGUGUUCUUUCGUCUGUUUGACGGAACUCGUCACAAGGGCAAUCAUACUGUUCUCGGAUGGGCUGCGUGGACCGGUAUCCUGAUUGUCCUGUGGGUCUUGGCCUUCAUCAUCUCCCAGGUCAUCCCGUUCUUUUCCGAUCUGCUCUCCAUCAUGAGUUCGCUCUUCGACUCCUUCUUCGGUUUCAUUUUCUGGGGCGUUGCGUACCUGCGGAUGAGACGCGAAACCUACGGACCGGGAUUCUAUAGGAAACGAGGCAUUCGCGGCUGGGCCGGAGCUGCCCUGAACGUCGGCUUGAUUGGAGUGGGGCUCUUUUUCCUGGGACCAGGCACCUACGCUUCCAUCGAGAGUGUGAUCUUGAACUAUAAAGCCGGAACCGUGGGAAGUCCAUUUUCCUGCGCCGACAACGGACUGUAACGAUUAGCUUUUAUGUCAUGAUUUGUUUUGUUCUUCACGUUCUUUCAAGGAAACGAGUGGGAUUUAAUGUUUGAUGUCGAACACCCGGAAACAGGUUGAGGGUGCUAAUGUCGAAGGGCUGGAGGCCGGGUUCAUCUGAUGCGGGCGAUCUUCCGUUUUCUACGCAGCGAUUUGAUCUCUUCAAACGACCAACCUUUAUUGUUCUGGGUCAAUACAAAAAAACCUUCUGUUCGCGAGCAUGAAAGUCUUCUGCCGAAAAAAGGGCUUGAAGACUAUCCCAGACCCAGGGGAAAUUCAUGGACGAAGACGCAGUUUGCUUUGUCCCUUGCUCGCAGCAGGUCUCGACAUUUAUAUUACUAUGGUAGAUCACUCAGUAUUCAUUAGUAGAUGGGUCUAGAUCACCGCAUUUGGGGACUCUGUCUAGGGUAUGAUGCUGGUGGUACUGGCCGAUCAACC
This is a messenger RNA of Aspergillus steynii IBT 23096, 2256 nucleotides long. Its product is annotated as putative neutral amino acid permease. Gene Ontology annotation, biological process: amino acid transmembrane transport. The transcript is spliced from 5 exons. The record is from RefSeq and is a predicted model, not a curated record. The coding region runs from base 319 to 1800 and encodes 493 amino acids. Lineage: Eukaryota; Fungi; Ascomycota; Eurotiomycetes; Eurotiales; Aspergillaceae. Gene Ontology annotation, cellular component: vacuolar membrane. Gene Ontology annotation, molecular function: amino acid transmembrane transporter activity.